Rhinichthys klamathensis goyatoka is the source of this 903-nucleotide messenger RNA. RefSeq names its product transmembrane protein 176l.3b (gene tmem176l.3b). The coding region runs from base 159 to 818 and encodes 219 amino acids. Gene Ontology annotation, cellular component: membrane. The transcript has 7 exons. Lineage: Eukaryota; Metazoa; Chordata; Actinopteri; Cypriniformes; Leuciscidae. The record is from RefSeq and is a predicted model, not a curated record.
CUCGUAACUUCCUUCUCUCAUGAGUUUACGGGUUGCUUGUGUGUUUGGACAAACAACAUUCCCAAAGGGGUGUCACUGCCGCGAAAGAAAACAACAAGACAAAGAGUGUGAAACUUUGCUGGAUUGUAACUGACUCCGUCACAUUCAAGAUUUGCAGGAUGUCUCUGACUAUGUCUCAGGGCGAGGGGGUGACCGUGAUCACCAUCAACUCAAACCCCAACAGCAAAUGGCCGAUACUGUGUCAGAUCCUGGGCACUCUGUGUUACAGUCCAGUGUGUUCCGUGUCACAGUAUGCGAAAUCAAAGAUGAUUGGCAUCUAUAUGGCGCUUGGGAUUGUGCAGAUUAUAGUAGGAAUCCUCAAUAUUGUGACCGGGAUUUUAUUUUUAAGAUUUGGAAUACACGAUUACAUUAUGUGGUCUGAUGCUCCUCUUUGGUUUGGUGGUGUGUUCAUUGUAAUUGGAUUCCUGUCUAUUGUUGCAGCUCAGAUUCCCAGUUAUUUUCUGUGUCUCGUCGCUGUGGUGCUGAACAAAGUCAGUGCUGUUCUGGCUAUGGUAGGCCUAGCAUUGUAUUCAUGGGACUUGAUGAGCUUUCAGAGAGCUGUAGUUCAGCAAUAUGAGCAUAUGAAUGAGGUUGAGAUCCGUGAAGGGCUGGAUGUCACUAUGAUGAUCUUUUCAGGCCUUCAGCUCAGUGUGACCCUCAGUUUCUCUGUCUUGACUUUGAAAGAACUGUUUGAAAUGGGUGUGAGUGCAAAGUCUGGGGAGGACCUUCACUUUUACAAGCCACUCAAAGAAGAUCUCACUGUCAGUCAUGUAUUUUAGAAAAGCAACAUAGAAAAUCAAAUGUACAUUGUAGCGUUGUUAUAUACAUGUACAAUUUUUCUCUCUUAUGGAAUAGCAAAAAUCU